Meira miltonrushii is the source of this 1719-nucleotide messenger RNA. RefSeq lists its product as uncharacterized. Lineage: Eukaryota; Fungi; Basidiomycota; Exobasidiomycetes; Exobasidiales; Brachybasidiaceae. Gene Ontology annotation, molecular function: protein binding. The record is from RefSeq and is a predicted model, not a curated record. Bases 1 to 1719 code for a protein of 572 amino acids. The transcript has a single exon.
AUGACAAGACCAUCUAAUGAUGUGGCUGUAAAGCAGUCAAGAAAAAUUACAAGAAAUCAUCUGGCUCAACUCAAUGCAGAUGUAUUCGCGACAAUCUUGUCAUUUCUUGACAUUGGAUCGAUGGCAAGGCUAGAGCAAACAUGCACAUAUGUACGAAAUUUUAUUCAGCAAUUCGGAUGGACUCGGCUAUUGAACAGCGACUUACGGGCUUUGAGUGAAGUUCAAGCUCGAAAAGGACGAGCAAUUCCCGCAAAAGAGGUUCUACGGAUCAACCUGGCAUGGAAGUCUCGUACAUUCCUCGUAUCACAAUGUGACUUGGAUAAUACCUCACAUGGCAAAAUAAAUGAAGGUGGAAAAAUGACAGAAUCAAGCUCUACCUCUGUACCUUUCUGUCAGCUGCAUUUGCUACCACAUGGACUCAUUCUCUUGAUGGGUAGUGAGAUGCGAUAUUGGCCAAAUACAGAAUUGGAAAAACGUCAACCGAUCACGAUGGAAAAUUGUACAUUAUUCAAAUUAGAAAAUCCUGCAAAUCUCGACAAAAGAUGGAUCACACAACAUCAAAGAAGUAAAAGUAGAAAGGCACGGAACCAGGGGGUAAUUGCAGCUUCGGCUGUAUGGGAUAUUUGUGCUUCUGCCGUACUGAACAAACAGGGAACCUUGAUUGCUCUUGCUCGAGUGAAUGGUCUGAUUGAAAUCGUACAAAUGGAAGCACGCAAGGGUGGCAUGCCAGCAAGAGUACAUUUGGCCUGGUUCUGGCCUGAUCACCUGAAUUCGAGCGUUACCAUUCAGACAUUAGCAUCAUGUCCAGAUUCAGGUCUUCUGGCUGUUUGCGGAAAGCAAGGCGAAGUAUGGCUCUUGUCGAUUCGGAAAAGACAACCCUUACGCCAGCACAAAGUGGCACAUGGAACGUUAGACAUCCGAGGUCUCUCUCAUUGGAAAGUGAAUGAGCGUAUAUGGAGUGCAUGCUUUGCUAAGACCAAGACUUCACACAAAUGCCCUCCUUGGAUCGCGAUCGGAACUGGAGGACGUGAAGGAGUAUUGAUCUACUCACUAAAGACGAAGAUACCGGAAUGCAUUGCCACCUUACAUUGCAAUGGUAGGUCAAUUUACUCGAUCAAGACUGACAGCAUGAAGUGCAACGAAGGCAUAAGCGACAUACUCUAUGCGGGAUGUUUCGAUGGCAAGCUUCGGACCUUUGACGUUACCAAAGCAAUACAUACGAACGAGUCGAAUGCCGUGAGUGUGAUGUAUGACAAGUAUGAUCCGAGUGCGAUGUAUUGCCUCUUGACGGGAAUAGGCCAAGAUGGAAUGCAAAUCGCGGCAGGAACGGCUCGUCACGGUGUUGUGAAGAUGUUCGAUGUACGAGAGGCAUUCAAGUGUACAGAAGAUACAGCAAAGCCUCCUGAUCAAAAUAACAGUUUAGACACUCUAGAUAUAGAACGACAAGGAUGGUCAUUGUUUGCUGCUCAUCCUAGCCGAUCGCCAACGUAUUCACUCGCGGGCGAUUUCGAUCGUAUCUUUGGCGUCACUGAUCAGAAGUUAUGGCAGGUAGAUCUUCGAAAUAGGGCAGGUCAUAUCAAUCAAAUGACAUCUAGCGAUCAAUUGGUCAAAGCAAACACAAAGAAGGAAUACGAGUUGGAGAAAGGGAAGUUGACCUAUUAUAGACAUUCGGAUAUGCUUUUAGAGCAUAGCAAUUUACCUAUAUGGAUCGCAAAGUAG